Molecule: messenger RNA, 1119 nt
Organism: Paramuricea clavata
Lineage: Eukaryota; Metazoa; Cnidaria; Anthozoa; Malacalcyonacea; Plexauridae
Source: the annotation of a GenBank genome assembly
AUGCUAAGGGAUCAAAUCGUAGAAAAAUGCUAUUCAAAACAACUAAGAGAAAGACUCUUAGCUCACGAAGAACUAGACCUAGCUAAGACCCUCAGAAUAGCAAGAAGUAGCGAAAGCGCCAUAAAAGAAGCACGACUCCUUUCUGGUCAUGAAACAAAAGACAACAUCAUUAACAUUGACCGGCUGAAUAACCCUGACAAGCGAAAUAGGAAUUACAAUAGUGAAAAUUUCAAGUGCUCUAGGUGUGGCGGCGUGGGCCACAAGCCAGCAGAUUGUCGAGCCAUAAGUAUGAAAUGUAAUAACUAUCAAAGGUUAGGACAUUUUGCUCGCGUAUGUCGCUCGAAGGGUGUAUCUCGAAAGCCGUAUGAAUCUCAAAAGACUUCGAGUAAAAAGACGAAAGCGCAUAGAAACGUCCGUGCAAUUCGACGCAAAGAUUCAGAUAGUGAUGAAUCGUGUAUUGAAAGCGAAUCCGAAGACGAACAGAUUCUGUUCAUGGAAGGGCAAGACAGUCCUGUCCAGAUUACAAUCAAUGGUCGCAAGGUAAAGAUGGUCGCCGACACCGGUUGUAGGCAGAACAUUAUUUCUUCCCAGUUGUAUACAGAGCAGUUCAAAGAACACCCACUCGAAAGCACAACCAAACAGUUUGUGUCAUAUGGUCAGGAGGUACCGCUAACCUGCCUUGGUCGAUUUAAAGCCAGUUUGAAAGCAGGUAUGAUGACUAUUCAUAGCUUUGUGUACGUAAUUAAAGGCCAAGCCGAGUCGCUGCUCGGGAGAAAAAGUUGUUUUGACUUGGGAAUAUUCAAACAAGUCAAAUUUGUGAAGCAGACUAACUCUAACUCUAAGAAGAUUAAUGACCCAAGAUUGAACUCAUUAGUUAAUGAAUAUAAUGACUUGUUUCAUGGGUUAGGUCAAAUUACAAAUUAUUCGCAUAAAAUUAAACUAGAUCCAAAUGUUAAACCAGUAAGCCAACGUCUGCGAAGAAUUCCCCUUAGUCAAAUAGAGCAGGUUAAUGAUGAAAUUGAUAAAAUGUUGAAGGAUGACGUCAUUGAAGAGAUACCCGAACCAAGCCCUUGGGUUUCUAAUCUUGUAGUGGUGCCUAAGGCAUCAGGAGGUUUAAGG